AUGGUUCUGCCGAAUCGGUCGUUGCUAGGAGUAGCCGGUCUUCUGGCCCGUGCCGCUUAUGCUCAGUUUCCACCAACACCACAGGGCGUGACAAUAGUCCAGUCGCAGCUGGAGAAAGGUGUCAGCAUUUCAUACAAGCAGACGGACCUCUGCGAGACCACGCCAGGUGUUCGAAGCUUCUCCGGCUAUGUCCAUCUUCCCGCUGCAGCUCUGGCCGAUUUGGGCGUCCAGAACCAAACCUAUGAGAUCAAUACGCAUUUCUGGUUCUUCGAAUCUAGGAAAGACCCUGCAAAUGCUCCUUUGUCAAUUUGGAUGAACGGCGGCCCCGGCUCCAGUUCCAUGCUCGGCCUUUUGCGGGAGAAUGGCCCCUGUUUUGUUCAUUCCGACUCCAAUAGCACGUAUCUGAACAAGUGGUCAUGGAAUAAUGAAGUGAACAUGCUGUACCUCGACCAGCCCGUGCAGGUAGGUAUGAGCUACGACAGCUUGGUGAACAUUACCAACAACUUGGAUACUGGCGAGAUCAAAGUCGUGGAUUUUGGACAAAGCCCUGUUCCGCCACAGAACAACAGUUUCUACGUCGGCACUUACCCCAGCCAAAACCCGAACAUGACCACUCGAGGUACCGAGAACUCUGCACGAGCGCUCUGGAACUUUGCCCAGGUUUGGUUCCAGGAGUUCCCUGAGCAUAAACCCAACGAUGAUAGAAUCUCCAUUGCCACAGAGUCUUACGGAGGUCGUUACGGACCCGCUUUCGCCGCCUAUUUCCAGGAGCAAAACGAGAAGAUUGAAAACGGAACAUGGCGCGAAGCUGGACAAACGCAUAUAUUGAACCUGGACACCCUUUUGAUCAUCAAUGGCUGCAUUGACCGCUACGUACAAUGGCCAGGGUAUCCCAAGAUGGCAUACAACAAUACAUAUGGUAUUAAAGCCGUGAACGAAACCCGCUACAACGAGGCACUUGGCAACCUGCACAGUCGAGGAGGCUGCUUGGAUCAGAUUCAGAACUGUCGAAACCUCAGCAUGACAUACGAUCCGACCAACCAAGGUUUCAAUCUUACCGUCAAUAAAGUAUGUGAAGCUGCAGAAACCUUCUGCUCCGCGACGAUUCGAGACCCCUAUUUCGAUAGCGAUCUUAAUUAUUACGAUAUUUCCGCGCCAGGCGCAGCAUCUUUCCCUCCGCCAUGGUACGCGGGCUUCCUCAACCAGCCGCAUGUGCAGCAGGGCCUCGGGGUGCCGCUCAACUGGACCCAAUCCAACUCGGCAGUAUCAAGAUCCUUCCGUAGUAUCGGUGACUAUCCACGCCCUGGCUGGAAAGAAGAUCUGGGAUACUUGCUCGAGGAGGGCAUCAAAGUUACACUGGUAUAUGGCGACCGUGACUAUGCAUGCAACUGGUAUGGAGGCGAGUUACUCUCUCUCGCAAUUCCCUACGACAACGCAACUUCGUUUGCCGAGGCGGGCUAUGCUCCAGUCGUUGUCAAUGACACUUACAUCGGAGGCCAAGUGCGGCAGCAUGGCAAUUUGUCAUUCACGCGCGUCUAUGAAGCCGGUCACGAAGUCCCCGCCUACCAGCCAGAGACUGCCUACAAAAUCUUCAUGCGUUCUCUUUUCAAUCGAGAUAUUAGCACGGGCAAUGUCUCUACUGCCGAAACUCCUGGCUACGCGACCAAGGGACCAAGCGAUGUGUCCAACAUUACCAACCAGCCCAUCGUCGAUCCAGGGUCGCAGUGCUAUGUGUUGGAUCGCGAUCAGUGCACCAAGGACCAGUGGAAGCGCGUAAUGAAUGGUACCGCCCUGGUGCGAAACUGGAUCGUUGUGGAUGCCAAUACCAGUCAUCUGUUCCCGGACCUAGGGGGAAAUGGUGCUGCGUCUGGAGGCGCUUAUGUCGGUUUAUGUGCCAAGGCAUUGUUCGCAGCAGCGCUGGGGGUCGCCUUGGCUAUGUAA
Messenger RNA from Exserohilum turcica Et28A, 1941 nucleotides. RefSeq lists its product as uncharacterized. The transcript is spliced from 5 exons. Gene Ontology annotation, cellular component: fungal-type vacuole. Bases 1 to 1941 code for a protein of 646 amino acids. The record is from RefSeq and is a predicted model, not a curated record. Gene Ontology annotation, molecular function: serine-type carboxypeptidase activity. Lineage: Eukaryota; Fungi; Ascomycota; Dothideomycetes; Pleosporales; Pleosporaceae. Gene Ontology annotation, biological process: proteolysis.